CCCUCCUCCGCUCCUCCAAUCCGUUCGGCUCCAAAAGAACUCGGGACGGGGAAGGCACGACGGACGGAGAUGGCGGAGGCGGUGUCGUACGAGGAGCAGCGGCGGAGGCAGGUGGAGGCGAACAAGCGCAAGCUCGAGGAGCUCCAGCUCCACCACCUCUCCGCCGCCGUCAGAGAGGCCGCCGCCAAGCCCUCGCCGGCCAAGAAACGGACGGCUCGGGUGCCGCGGGACGCCGCCGCGGAGCCGCUCCGGCGGUCCGGCCGCGUCGCCAACCUCCCGGAGAAGCCCAAGUACCGCGAAGAAGUUUUGGAUUUCGGGAGGAAGGUCAGAAGGACGUACGGCUCGGGGAGGAAGGACCUGGUGAACCGGGUGUACGCGACCGACGAGGAGCGGAGCCACGCCAUCACGAAGGCCGAGGAGCUGGCCGGCGAGUUGGGCUCUCGCUCCCGCUUCCCCAUCUUCGUGAAACCCAUGACCCAGUCCCAUGUCACCGGAGGCUUCUGGCUGGGCCUCCCAACCCCGUUCUGCCGGAAGUACCUGCCGAAGCGCGACGAGACAAUCAUGCUGGAGGACGAGGAGGAUGACGAGUUCGAGACGCUCUACCUCGUCAGGAAGAUGGGCCUCAGUGCCGGAUGGAGAGGAUUCGCCAUUGAGCACAAGCUGGUCGAUGGAGAUUGCCUAGUCUUCCAGUUGAUUGAGCGCACCAAGUUCAAGGUCUACAUAAUACGAGCAAGUUCCUACUAUGAAGAUGAGGAGUGAUGAAACUAGUAGCUUCUAAUAUGGUGAUUGGAUAUUUUGGAGCGCAGCUCAGGUGACGGUUGCACUCCACAAAACCAGUGUGAGCAGGAUGGAACAGGCUCGCAUGUGGGGGGAAUGCUGCGCGUCUUCAACCUUUUGACUGGCGAAAAUACUGAUGUGUUCUACCAGUUGCUAAUUUGUUGGCUUGGGAUUAUGACCUGCACGGUUCAGAAACCUGCACUAUGUAAGGGGAGGUGGAUGGCAAUUAGCCCCAUUUUGUAAAUUGAUGCCCGUCCUGGUUCCUGUUGGGUCCCUUUUUCUGGUCCAUUCUGAGCAUUA
Messenger RNA from Panicum virgatum (switchgrass), 1077 nucleotides. RefSeq names its product B3 domain-containing protein Os06g0194400-like. Lineage: Eukaryota; Viridiplantae; Streptophyta; Magnoliopsida; Poales; Poaceae. Bases 70 to 759 code for a protein of 229 amino acids. The transcript has 7 exons. The record is from RefSeq and is a predicted model, not a curated record. Gene Ontology annotation, molecular function: DNA binding.